Molecule: messenger RNA, 913 nt
Organism: Microdochium trichocladiopsis
Lineage: Eukaryota; Fungi; Ascomycota; Sordariomycetes; Xylariales; Microdochiaceae
Exons: 1
Coding region: 388-903 (171 amino acids)
Source: RefSeq, a predicted model, not a curated record
CCGUCCACCAGUUUAAGCAACAUGUAUUAGCACAUACAAAUAUCAGCAUGUCACGGCUGGGGAUCUAGAUAAGCGACCAUUGCCUUUUGGUCAAGGGUCCUGGCCGGCCCAUCCGGAGGGAUCCCCCUGACGGGUUACCCAUUCGCGCGAACCUGUGACCAGAACCUCAUUAGAUCCCGUGAUAAUAUCCACCGUAAGAAAUGGUCCGUGACCGCGCGCAAGUGUGUCCAUCUCCCGUGGUCCCCCGGCCCAUCACGGCUACCACACUAGCGGAGAGUAAUGCAAGGUCCGACCAAAUAGAGCAAGGGCCAAGUCUCGAAUAGGUAGGCUGGGCAGCCGCCCAUAGGAGGUGAUCAGCGGCACGCAUUUUGUUCCGAGUCGAGUCAGAUGCAUCGUGACCGCCUGGGUAUUCACGGACGUCAAAGAGAGGGCUCCCCGGCGGCCGGUGCUUUCGAGCGGUCUAGGCUUUCUUCAGCCGCCUUUUUGAGCCUAUGUGUUGCUCUACUGUUUUCAAGGGUUCUUGUGGCUAGUCCCAUCCCUAGGCCUGCCAGCCUGACGCGGUUUGGAAUUCGCCGAAAUGUGUCAUCUGUGCCUGGAAUUAGUAGCACUGCCCUGUGGUUGACGUGGACGGCGCCGACAAGGAUUCACAUGGCAAGCGCAAAUUCGCUGUCUUGUCGCACUCGGCACACUAGUAUUGAGACGUUUGGCAAAGGCGAUGUCGGCAUUUGCUGGCCAGGGGUCGGUGCCACGGUUGGGCUGGCCUGCGUGCCGCUCAUGGGCUGGUUUGACAAGAACAGUGUUGAUGCAACCAAUUGCCACUCGGAAGAUUCCCAACACUGGAACACACUCCUUAGCCCUGCAAUGAUGCAUUCGAAGGCAUUGGAUUGUCCAUCGGCCAUUUGACGAGGACAUG